Molecule: messenger RNA, 2750 nt
Organism: Acanthaster planci (crown-of-thorns starfish)
Lineage: Eukaryota; Metazoa; Echinodermata; Asteroidea; Valvatida; Acanthasteridae
Source: RefSeq, a predicted model, not a curated record
CAUAUCAUGCUAAAGAAGACCAUUCGGUUGACGACGGACUGAUGGAGCUGCAUUGCCACUAGUACAGUAAUACAACUAACACCAGCAGACGUCGCCUCAACUAACAUUUGAAACAAAAGCUUCUACGGCAGGGGCAGAAAAAGCGCCCUUGGCAUUGAUGUGUCCUACUGUUUUGAAUGUACUCAAAGAUAAGGUUGGCAUGUUCAAGACCAUGAACUUCGUAUACCUCUUUGUGUUGUUUUUGCUGAUUGCAUUCAGUUGUAAGGUUCUCGGUUCGACGAAUAGUAGUGAUGCCAUUUUGUUAGGGCCAACAACAAUACCGCCCAUGAAGAUCCACUCAACGAUGUCGCGAGAGCCAACCACGACGAUCAAGCCAACGACAAAAGUUGUGCGUACAACAUCAAAUGAACCCAUCACAACACAAUCUUUUAAAACAACAACUCAACCCAUUACUUCUGAUUUCAAGACAGCUAUGGUGGCCACGCUUACAACACAACAAAAACCAACUGAAAUAACACAGUUUCAGUCCAAUACAACACAGACCCAGCCUGUCACAACUUCUGUCACUCAGCCCAAUGCAACACGGACCCAGCCUGUCACAACCUCUGUCACUCAGCCCAAUGCAACACGGACCCACCCUGCCACGACUUCUGUCACAACGCAGACCACAAAGCCGGCCCAGCUAUCAACAACUGCAAAUUCUGUCAAAACAGCCAAUCGCGGCAUAACACAGCUGCAACAGACUGCAGCGUCAACUCACUCCUCUACUGCAGCCGCCAAGACUGUCACAAAUCAAAUAGCAAGCUUGCCCCAGCCUGCAGCUCGGUCGACAACACUAUCCCAGCUUUUAACAACAUUUACACAACCUCUCACAACAGCAAAGCUUACCACAAAAGAAUUGGAACAAACCACGUUGGCUCGGCCUACUAUUACACCAGCUCGGCCUGGCGUAACUCCAACCAAAUCUAUCACAGCAUUGGUCCCGCCUGUAAUGCAUACCCAAGUGAUUACAAUGCAGACGAAGGCCGAGCCAGUCACAAUAAAGACCAUAUCGGCUGUCCAGUCUAUUACAUCGCUCUCCACCAAGUCUCACACUACGCAGGCCCGGUCGGUAACAACACCAUCCCAGCUUGGCACAACGGCAUCCAGGGCCUCUAAGAAACAGACCUCUACAACCCAAAUUUCCACAACCGAGUAUGAUGAGAGCGAUACUUCUACCACAGUUACCGGGGGAGAGAUUGCAGGCAAUUCAUCUUCGGAGGCGACAGACGGUAUUAAGACUAUCACUUUGGCACUAGUCGUGCCAGCACUCAGCCUUAUACUGAUUAUGGUUGUUACUGCGCUAUGCUUGGCCAGGCUGUUCCAACUGCAACCUCUGCGUUCAGUCUGCCGUGGGUGUUUUCAAACAAGCGUAAUUUGCAUUAACUCGUCACUCUUGGAAACUAGAGAAUGUCUUCUCAACCAGUACAAAAUCAUAUGUCAGCUGUGACAGGAAUAUGGAAAAAAUUGGACCCCUAAUUAACAGAGUGACCUUUUGCAAAGUGGAAAUUAAUUGCAACACGAUGGGAAAAGUGCUACAAUAUGCAAUGAUGUUCACGUCACAGUUAUUCCUUGGGGGAUCAUGUGACACAGCGUUAAAAUAAUUGUAUUAACGUUAUCACCGGGUUGCUGGGCCACUAGAAAUUAUUUUUAAUCUCAUGGAGUGCUUACAACUAUAUUGUACCCAGGCGUUCAAAUCAUUCGGGAUUUUUAAUACUUUUAAUGGUUUUCAGGUUUUCGGUUUGGGUAUUAUGUAUCCAACGUUUAUAUAUAUAUUUCGUAGAAAUUUUCACAGACAGCAUCACUCACUCAUUAUAAGUUGAUUUAUUACAUGCACAUUCGACGCUUCAAAAAUCGCUUUCUCACAUUAAAGGUUUACCCCUCUGUACCUUAAUAUUUCUUUUAUGAAUAAUAAUCGAUCUAAUAAUAAUUGACCCAUUUUCAAAGUUGCAUCUUCCCCCAUCUCAUUCUUGUCAAAGGAAAUAUGUCUCUUUUUUAUAGUUCUAACGUCAUUAUAUUUGUUUGGUACCGGUAUAUGCCCUUGAUAGACUCAUUUAUGACACUCGAAACAAAAAUGAAAAUCUUGUGGGGGUUAUCUCCUUUGAAAGAAAUCUAGACAUAAAAUAUGUUGCAAUUAGAUUUGACUGCAUUUUUCAUAUCAAACUUAGAGUGGUAUGUCAAAGUUAUUGCACAACCCCAUUCUACCAUUGAAAGAACACAACCUAAAACACAUGUCUGUAUUAGUCUUUGAAUUUGGUAUGGAUCAGUAACUUCAGCACUUCUAAUUUCCGAAUUCAUUAUUCCGAGAAAAAAAGGGUGCUUCAGUUGCCAAACCCAAGAAUUGAAAACAGUGGGCAAAUGACACGUCGUAUCGGCUCCGUGCCUUCCGAGCAAUGACCAAGGAGAUCGAGAACGGGACGCUCCAGUUCGUGACUGUCAUGCACGCACACGGGGCUCUCACUGGAGGCCUGGAGGAGAAAAAAACGGGACACUCGCGUUGCUUCUCAUUAACUUCCGGUUCCAUGCCGGUACUACCUUAGCCUUUCGUCAAGGCCUUCGCGGCUGUGUUUGUGUAACUGUAAAGCGGCUGGAUGGGAGACCACAUGCACGAGUGGCGCCACUUGCCUGCUCUCGUGUCCAGUCGCUUUGCAGGUACACACACACACACCCAUCCUUACACAGCUAUACUUGUGGGGUAUUUCCUUUGUUCU